GCCUGUUUACGAGCGCUAGCUUCGGUCUUGUCUCUCGACAGAUGUUCCUCGGCAAAAGCUUAAAUCUUCCGGCACUACAACCGUACUACGACCGUAAACCCUGUCAUCCCCGCAAAAUAUACACCAAAAUCUUGGGGAGGCACGCCGCGGAAAACCUGGAGUUGCAACCUCGUGACAUAUUAGCGCUCGUAAAGGUACAUGCUUCGUCGCUGUUGGAGGGAAAACUCCAUACCCCGGAUAUCGAGCUUCUAUUCUCAUCUAGUGUACGGACGGAGAGUUGCAACGAUUUAGAUGACCAUGUCAACAACGAUGCAACGCCAUUUGUUUAAAUAUCGCCCAUGUACAAACCUUUUGGUUGAUCCAGACGAUCAAUCCUCUUGUGCCAAUCGCGACAAAACCCAGACAUGCCUUCACAAAGGAACACCCUCGUUCUAGGCCUUGCGGCUACGGCUUCGGUUGUUACCGCUGGACCCUGCGAUAUCUACGCCACCGGCAAUACCCCUUGCAUCGCUGCUCACAGCACCACCCGCGCCUUAUACAGCUCUUUCAGCGGCUCCCUCUACCAGGUCAAGCGCGGUUCUGACGGCGCUACCACCAACAUCGCACCUCUGUCUGCUGGUGGUGUUGCUAAUGCAGCAACGCAAGACAAAUUUUGCGCUAACACCACUUGCCUCAUCACCAUCAUCUACGACCAGUCUGGUCGUGGCAACCACCUCACACAAGCUCCACCAGGAGGCUUCAAGGGCCCGGAAGCUAACGGCUAUGACAACUUGGCUGCAGCUGAUGGUGCACCAGUCACGCUAAACGGCCAGAAGGCGUAUGGCGUCUUUGUAAGCCCGGGUACUGGCUAUCGCAAUAACAAAGUGAGCGGUUCGGCGACUGGUGACGCAGCAGAGGGCAUGUAUGCUGUGCUUGAUGGCACGCAUUACAAUGGCGCAUGUUGUUUCGAUUAUGGAAACGCAGAAACCAACAACCUCGACACAGGUAAUGGACACAUGGAAGCCAUCUACUUUGGCGACAAUACCGUCUGGGGCUCCGGUUCCGGCAGUGGACCCUGGGUCAUGGCCGACCUAGAAAAUGGUCUUUUCUCCGGCGCGAACCCAAAGAACAAUCCUGCCGACCCUUCAGUAUCCUACCGCUUCUUGACCACCCUCCUCAAGGGCGGAGCAAACAAGUGGGCUAUCAAGGGAGGUAAUGCUGCCUCUGGCGCACUGUCAACAUACUACAAUGGCGCGCGCCCCAGUGCUUCAGGCUACAACCCCAUGAGCAAAGAAGGCGCCAUCAUUCUCGGUAUCGGUGGUGACAACAGCAACGGUGCUCAAGGAACCUUUUACGAAGGCGUCAUGACAUCCGGUUACCCAACCGAUGCAACGGAGACCGCGGUCCAAGCGAACGUCGUUGCGGCGAAAUAUGCAACAACGUCCUUGACUAGCGGCCCGGCAUACACAGUCGGUUCUUCGAUCUCGCUCCGUGCGACAACAGCUGGAUACACGGACCGGUAUCUCGCGCAUAAUGGCGCGACAGUGAACACGCAGGUUGUGUCUUCGAGCAGCACUGCAUUGUUGAAGAGACAGGCUAGUUGGACAGUGCGCGCUGGUCUUGCGAACAGUGCUUGCUUUUCGUUCGAGUCGAAGGAUACGGCUGGGAGUUAUAUUCGUCACUACAACUUCGUGUUGCAGGUGCAGGCGAGUGAUGGAAGUAAGGCGUUCAAGGAGGAUGCGACGUUCUGUCCCCAGACUGGUUUUUCUGGUUCUGGUAGUUCGAUCCGCGCAUGGGGGUAUCCCACUCGGUACAUCAGGCAUUUCAACAAUAUCGGGGAUAUUGCGAGUAAUGGGGGUGUUCAUGACUUUGAUGCUCAGGCGUCGUUCAAUGCUGAUGCUACUUGGACACUUGAGAAGGGGUUGGCGUAGAGUGUUCAUAACCGUGGUGGAAUGGAUGCUGGAGCAUCAAUGCUCGCGUAGCUAA
Messenger RNA from Alternaria alternata, 1965 nucleotides. Its product is annotated as arabinofuranosidase/B-xylosidase precursor. Gene Ontology annotation, biological process: pectin catabolic process; arabinan metabolic process; L-arabinose metabolic process. Lineage: Eukaryota; Fungi; Ascomycota; Dothideomycetes; Pleosporales; Pleosporaceae. Gene Ontology annotation, molecular function: alpha-L-arabinofuranosidase activity. Bases 405 to 1910 code for a protein of 501 amino acids. The transcript has 2 exons. The record is from RefSeq and is a predicted model, not a curated record.